This is a messenger RNA of Apodemus sylvaticus (European woodmouse), 234 nucleotides long. RefSeq names its product 60S ribosomal protein L39-like. Gene Ontology annotation, molecular function: structural constituent of ribosome. Lineage: Eukaryota; Metazoa; Chordata; Mammalia; Rodentia; Muridae. The record is from RefSeq and is a predicted model, not a curated record. The transcript has a single exon. Gene Ontology annotation, cellular component: cytosolic large ribosomal subunit; ribosome. Bases 51 to 206 code for a protein of 51 amino acids. Gene Ontology annotation, biological process: translation.
UCGCCUUUCCUCCGCCAUCGUGUGCGCUACCCCUGGUUCGGCUUCUCGCCAUGUCUUCUCACAAGACUUUCAGAAUCAAGCGAUUCCUGGCCAAGAAACAAAAGCAAAACCAUCCUAUUCCUCAAUGGAUCCGGAUGAAAACUGGUAACAAAAUCAGGUUCAACUCUAAGAGAAGACACUGGAGGAGAACGAAGCUGGGUCUGUAAGGAGUCACGCCAGGGCAAGACUGAGCGU